AUCUCUGUCCUCUAAAACCCUAGCCGGCCAGCCCAGUCCCCAAAACUCAAAUCUCCCAGAAAUAUACCCCUCAAUUGCAGGAACCGCAAGACUCUCUCUAUCAAUAUGCAGCACGACGAGGUCAUAUGGCAGGUCAUCCGCCACAAGCACUGCAGCUUCAUGUCCAAAAUUGAAACCGGAAUAUUCUGUAGAAACCCUUAUAACGUUACCGGGAUUUGUAACCGGAGCUCCUGCCCUCUCGCCAAUAGUCGCUACGCCACCAUUCGCGACCACGAUGGAGUCUUUUAUCUUUAUAUGAAAACUAUAGAGAGAGCUCAUAUGCCAAACAAAUUGUGGGAAAGAGUUAAGUUGCCCAGGAAUUAUGAGAAAGCGCUUGAAAUCAUUGACAAACAUCUGAUGUAUUGGCCUAAGUUUCUUGUUCAUAAAACAAAGCAACGGCUCACUAAAAUGACUCAGAUGCGUAUACGCAUGAGGAAACUUGCUUUGAAAACACGGGAGAAAAUAAUGACAAUUCCAAGGAAGGAAAUAAAGAGAGAAUCCAGAAGAGAGGCAAAGGCUGAAACGGCUGCAGUCCUGGAAAAGAGCAUUGAGAAAGAACUAUUAGCACGGCUUAAGAACAGUGUGUAUGAUGAUCUAUACAAAGAUAUAUAUAAUUACCCUUUUGAUAAAUACCAAAAGAUCCUUGAAGGGGAAGAAAAGAAUACUGAAGUAGAAGAAGACUACGAGGAAGGUGAGCCAGAAUAUGUUGAAGGUUAUGAGGAGCUUGAAGAGGAGGAUGAUAUUGAAGAUAUGGGUGAUCUUGCAUUGAACCACUCAGAUGCAGAUGAUGAUGAUGGUGAAGAGCUAGAAGCAGGUACUGACAAGAGAGGGAGAAAGUCUCGAAAGUUUGAGAAACAUGGAGCUGGUGCCAAAGCAAAGAAACCUAGGGUCGUUGUUGAGAUGGAGCAUGAAGAUGGUGGUGAUAGACAAAAGACAGUUUAUUAAUUGCUUAUGCUCGUUUGGUUCAUCAGAUGUUUAGAAUUGUUUCUUGUGGUUGGUUGUUGCUUUUCAAAAGCUUGAUUUGGAAAGAAGGAACUUGCUAUCAUGAUCUUAGGAACCGUCCAUAGAUUUUGAUAGUAAUGAAUUAUGUUCACAGGAGAAAAGAAAAUUUUGUUAUAUGUAUUUGGAGAACACCAAUUUUACCAAGCUAAUAUCUUGAGUUUUGAGUAGGAGCCUACUCGUGAUCUAGUUGGAUUUAGUAGGCCAUUACAUAUGGUCAGUUUUCUGCUUUGUAAGCCCCUUUUUUAUUUGUAUCGAUGUAAUACAAUCAUUUUACAAUUAAGGAUUUUCAGGGAUUUUGUUUUCCUUAAUGCAUCAUUUCUUUUGUUCAUGUGGA
Molecule: messenger RNA, 1375 nt
Organism: Argentina anserina (silverweed cinquefoil)
Lineage: Eukaryota; Viridiplantae; Streptophyta; Magnoliopsida; Rosales; Rosaceae
Exons: 9
Coding region: 106-984 (292 amino acids)
Biological process (GO): maturation of 5.8S rRNA; maturation of LSU-rRNA
Cellular component (GO): nucleolus; preribosome, large subunit precursor
Source: RefSeq, a predicted model, not a curated record